UUGGAACGUGCCCUCAAAAUUAUCGGGCAUCACCCCACGCUCGGCGUCAACAGUAAAGGGAAGGCUGUUAAGGUCCCCCACACUCUCAACAAAGCCACGGGCAAGGAUAGCGGUUCUCGGAGUGCCUUUUCGGUCACCAACUUCGGUUCAGCAACCAGGAACUAUAUGAAGUCUAUCAACCGCCUCGAAGAGUCAAUCGUCCAAGAACUCUGGGGACGCGCGAAGGCACUCGCUGCCACGAGGGGGCGUAAUGCGCCGGUCGUUUUGGACGACGACUCCGAUGACGAGCGUGCGCUCAUCUUCUGGUGGGUAUCGUUCUUUUUCUUUUUGAGCUUCUAG
This is a messenger RNA of Suillus clintonianus, 339 nucleotides long. RefSeq lists its product as uncharacterized. The annotation marks the transcript as partial. NCBI's taxonomy places the organism in Eukaryota, Fungi, Basidiomycota, Agaricomycetes, Boletales, Suillaceae. The record is from RefSeq and is a predicted model, not a curated record. The transcript has a single exon.